AUGCUUACUUUUGAUUGGGAAUUGAUUACAAGUACAAUCAUUGAUGAUUGGCUACACAAUUCAACAACUCAACAAUUAACGAUAGAAACUCCAACGAUCAAAGAGAAACGUUUGCUUUUUCAAGAAUUUCGUGCAAGAUUUAUUGGUUAUGCAUCAGCAGACAGUAAACCUAAGAGUAUCUUGUUUGUACGGUUUACAAAAGAACAGAGAGAGAAAAAAUCACAAAAAGAUGCUGAAGAAGCUGUGGUUUCCAACAUAAAUUUUCGAACCAUAAUAGAGUUGUUGGUUAAAUCUAAAAAGCCAAUAGUUGGACAUAAUUGUUUAUUAGACCUUUGUCAACUAGUGCAUCAAUUUUGGAAAGAAUUGCCUGAAAAAUUAAAGGAUUGGAAAAAUACCAAACACAUAGCAGCAAGUAAUCAUAAAUUACAAGAACUUAUUCCAAGAAAUGGGGUUCAAGAUAUCUUGGAAAUUGUUCAAACUGAAAAUUUUGAGAAGAUAGCUCCCAAAGUUGGCAAUUUUACAUCCAACUUUUAUGAUGCAUAUAUAACUGGUUAUAAUUUUCUUAGGUUGGCAACAUUUGUGUUGCAUGAAAAAGAAAUAAAAGUUGAUUUAUAUAAUCAUAUAUUUAAUGAGCAUAUGUCUGAUGCUUCGGAUGAAACAAUUCAAGAAAUAGAUACUGUAAAUAUGUUUACCUUUGAGGGCAACUAUAAAUCACGUCGUAGCAUAAAUCUUGGUAAUAAAAAAUCACAAGAGAACAAGGAUUCAGUAGUGAAAGAUGCCCGAGAUCGUCGUAAAGAACGUGAAAAUGAACGUUCAAGACAGAAAUCUGCUGCAAAAAUUCAAGCAUUUUAUUAUGGAAGAAUUGAAGCAAGAAAGUUACGCUCACAAUUGCGUGAAAAUUGGGACAAUCAGUCAAAAAUAAUUUUACAGAACGUUAAAAACAAACGUGAGAUGGCUUUAUCAUUGAUAACAUUUGUUCGGAAAUUUUUAUUUUUCUAUCAACUACACCAUGAUAAUGAUCGUAAAAAAUUAUUGUCCAACAUUUUACUUCAAAAAUCAUUCGACUCUUAUAUUUUGUUUGUUCCAUUUGUCUUUAAUGAUUUAUAUGAAACUUGGACAUAUCAAUUAAAGAAAACAUUACUAAUAUUUGUCAAAUCCAUUGGAUCAAAUGAGAU
Molecule: messenger RNA, 1175 nt
Organism: Entrophospora sp. SA101
Lineage: Eukaryota; Fungi; Glomeromycota; Glomeromycetes; Entrophosporales; Entrophosporaceae
Source: the annotation of a GenBank genome assembly